This is a messenger RNA of Rhizophagus irregularis DAOM 181602=DAOM 197198, 1273 nucleotides long. The record is from RefSeq and is a predicted model, not a curated record. NCBI's taxonomy places the organism in Eukaryota, Fungi, Glomeromycota, Glomeromycetes, Glomerales, Glomeraceae.
UUUGUAAUUAAAUUGCAUUAUGUCUACCAUUCGAUAUGAAUUAGUUAAUGCAACAACUCAUAGAGCAUAUUCGUUAAUUGAUUAUAAUAUUCACACUGAUAUUCACAAACGACAUGAAUUUAAAAAACAAACAAUUCUUGCUGAUAAACUUCUUACAGAUGAUGAAAAAACUGAAGCAAUAAAAGAUAUAACUAAAGCUUACGACCGAAAUAAAAUUCUUGAAAAUACGGGAACAAAAAGAAUUUGUGAAAAUUGCAAUCAAGAAUGUUUAGCUACAUUAUAUUGUGAAUAUUGUAUUCGAAAUUAUUUAAAAGGAAAAUUUUCACAUUGGACAUCUGGAAAUGAUGAUAUUGAUAAUUUAAUACAGAAAUGUCAAAUAGAAUCAAUUAUGCCAAAUACUAUAGUUGAAUGGAUUCCAUAUAAUAAUUUAAAAAAUAUUAAAUAUCUUACAAAAGGUGGAUUUUCCGAAAUUUAUACUGCAGGUUGGAUCGAUGGAUAUUAUGAUGAAUGGGAUUCUAAAAAUCAACAAUUAAAAAGAGUUAAAAGACCUGGAAUACAAAACCUAAUAAUAAGGGUAGUACUCAAAAAAUUAGAAAAUGUUGAAAGUGCAAAUCAAAGUUGGUUUGAAGAGGCUAAAUCACAUUUAACUAUAAAUAAUAAAUGGUCAGAAAUUGUCCGAUGUUAUGGUUUAACACAAGAUAUAUCAAGUGGAAAUUACUUGCUUGUAAUGUUGAAAAUGGAUAUGGAUUUAAGAAAAUAUUUACAACAAAAUGAUGAACGACUUACAUGGAAAGAAAGAAUUAAAAUUACUUUUGAAAUUACUAAUGCACUAUAUUUUAUUCAUGAAGAGAAGGCAAUUCAUAGAGAUUUGCACUCUGGAAAUAUAUUAUAUUCACAAUUUAAUGAUAGAUGGUUUAUUAGUGAUCUUGGAUUUUGUGGACCUGCUGAUAAAUCAUCAAAAUGUAUAUAUGGAAAUCUUCCCUAUAUAGCACCAGAAGUUAUUAAUGGAAAAGGAUGUACUUUUAAAUCUGAUAUUUAUAGUGUUGCAAUACUUAUGUGGGAAAUUUCAUCUGGACAACCACCAUUUAUUAAUUAUAAGCAUGAUGAUUAUAAUCUUGCAAUGGAUAUAAUUAAUGUCGAAGAUUUUAAUAAUUCAAACGAUCAAAAGAUUAAUAAAACAUCAAAAAUGAAUAGUAUUUUUAAAGCCAGCAGUAAAAGUUUGUCUAAAGUAUUUAAAACUUUAAAAAUAAAUUCCAAGAAUGAUGGAUUUUAA